Ahaetulla prasina is the source of this 3626-nucleotide messenger RNA. Its product is annotated as zinc finger protein 197-like. The record is from RefSeq and is a predicted model, not a curated record. The coding region runs from base 1119 to 2339 and encodes 406 amino acids. The transcript has 4 exons. NCBI's taxonomy places the organism in Eukaryota, Metazoa, Chordata, Lepidosauria, Squamata, Colubridae. Gene Ontology annotation, molecular function: DNA-binding transcription factor activity, RNA polymerase II-specific; RNA polymerase II cis-regulatory region sequence-specific DNA binding. Gene Ontology annotation, biological process: regulation of transcription by RNA polymerase II.
GCAGUUCACAGACAAAAAACAACAGAAAACAUAUAAUAGAUAAAAAACAGCUAAAGAAUAGAUAGUUAAAUUCAAUUGAUGCUCUAACUUUUAAAUACAAAUUUAAAACCUCAUUUAAACCCCUUUUUAAAAAUCCCAAUUUAAAAUUACAUUCAGGCUGUACAUAAUACAUAGUACAUAAAUUACGGGAAAGUAAAGAGAAACCCCAGGUGCUCAGAAGUAGUGCAGAGAAGAGCAACCGGGAUAAUUAGGGGACUGGAGGCUAAAACAGAAUGGUUGCAGGAACUGAGCAUGGCUAGUCUAGUGAAGAGAAGGACCAGGGGAGACAUGAUAGCAGUCUUCUAAUAUUUGAGGGGUUGCCACAAAGACGAGCGGGUCAAAUUAUUUUCGAAGGCACCUGAAGGCCAGACAAGGAAUAAUGGAUGGAACUGGUCAAGGAAAGAUUCAACCUAGAAAUGAGAAAUUUUCUGACAUAACAACCCAUGGAACAGAAGUUGCCUUCGGAAGUUGUGGGAGCUUCAUCACUGGAGGCUUUCAAGAAUAGACAGGACUGCCAUCUGUUAGAAAUGGUGCAGGGUCUCCUACUUGGGCAGAGGGUUGGGCUAGAUGACCAACAAGGUCCCUUCCAACUCUGUUAACAAUCUUAGAUUCCAUUCAAAGGCGCUUUGCUCGAUUCCUGCCCUGCUUCACCGCCUCCGGGGCUUCAUCCGCGCAUCCCCUCCCAUUCCCCAACCGAAUACUCCACCACCACGUGACUUUGGCCGACACAGAAGAGAGCAUGCGCAGAAGAUCUUUGUCGGGCCCGGAUGUUGAACAGAGGACAGGAGAGGCGGUAGCUGCUUUAUGAGACGCUCUAGUCAAGAGCAAUAAAGCACGAGGGAUUAUAAUCUUGUGCCUCUCUAGGAAGCAGUCAUAUCUCACCGAGUCUGUGGGAGGCCUGGCGAGCGCGGGAAAUUUUGGCGGGAGCGACUCGCAGCUGCUCUUCUCCGCCUCAGAAACUCUGAGGGAGCGGAGCUCCAUUCUCUCCCCUGAAACCGGGAAAGGGGCGGGUCCACCGUGACUGAAGGCGGCCUCAGCGAGUUUUCCCCCGUACUGGCUCUGCUGAAGCCGGAGAUCGAAUGGAGGCCCGGGGGUCUCUGGGGGCGGGAGCAGCAGCGGCCCUUCAGGCGGGGAGCGUCGGCGGCAGCAGGGAGUCCAGCGACGGCCCGAGCGGCCUCCCCGAGGAGCCCCGCAGCUCCGAGGCUGAGCGCUGGCGGUUCCGCAGCUGCCGCUCCCUGGAAGCCGAGGGGCCCCGGGCGCUUUGCAGCCGCCUGCACGGGCUGUGCCGGGGGUGGCUGCGGCCCGAGCGGCGCAGCAAAGCCGAGAUGCUGGACCUGGUGGUGCUGGAGCAGCUGCUGGCCCUGCUGCCCCCGGAGCUGUCGGGCUGGCUGAGGGAGUGCGGGGCGGAGAGCUGCGCCCAGGCGGUGGCCCUGGCCGAAGGCUGCCUCCUCGGCCCCGCACUUGCUCCGGAGGCCGGAAAGGGGCGGCAGUUGCAGGAGCCGUUAAUUGAGGAGAUCUCAGCAGAGCUCCAAGGAAGAGGAGAUCCAUCUAAUGAUUCUAAAGAGCUUCUUUUCAGGAGGAUCCAACUGGGGCCACCUUGCCAAGACUCUGAUCUCUUUGAGGAGGUGGCUGUGGACUUUACAGAGGAGGAGUGGUCACUGCUGGAUUCUAGCCAGAAGGCCUUGUGCAGAGAAGUCAUGCUGGAGGUUACUAUGAAUAUGGCUGCUUUGGGUGAUGGUGAUAGGCUGGAAAAUGAGAAUGAGAAGUGGCAGCGGCUAUUUAAACUACCAAGGGCAGAGUCUUCAAAUAACCAAAGCGACUUCCGUACAAGGCAUAAUCUGACUCACCAUCAGAGGGGCCACUCAAGUGAAAACACAUAUAGUUGCGUGGAGUUUGGAAAGAGAUUCACUGAGAGUUGUGAUAUUACAUAUGAUCAAAGGAUUGACACAGGAGACAAAUCACAUAAAUGCCUGGAGUGUGGAAAGAGCUUUAUUGACAAAUGGCGCCUUACUUUCCAUCUAAGGAUGCACACAGCAGAAAGACCGUAUAAAUGCGUGGAGUGUGGAAAAAGCUUUUGUCAGAACUCAGAACUUAUUCGUCAUAAGAGAAUCCACACUGGGGAGAGACCUUAUAAAUGUAUACAAUGUGGGAAAGCGUUUACUCAGAAAAGUGGUCUUAUUAGUCAUGAAAGAAUCCAUACAGGGGAGAAACCAUUUCAAUGUACAGAAUGUGGAAAGAGUUUUGCUCAGAAAGGACACCUUAAAUUGCAUGAGAAAAUCCACAGAGCUGAGAUCGUAUAAAUGCAUGGAGUGUGGAAAAAGUUUUAACUGCAGCAAAGAUCUUAUUUGUUAUGAAAGGACCCACACUGGGGAGUGACUAUACAAGUACAUGGAACGCGGAAAGCAAUUUACUCAGAAAAAUGAUCUUACUAAUCAUGAAAGAGUUCAUACGGGGAGAGAGACCAUAUAAAUCCACAGAAUGUGGAGCAGGUUUUGCUCAAAGGGGACUUUCCUGAGACAUGGUUUAGCAUUUGUUCACUGAAGGUGGUAAUCUUGGGCGAAAGGCCAAUUUUCUUACUUUAGCAAUGAGAUCUCAGGAUUAAAGACAUCUUAGGUUAUGCUCAAAUUAGGAGGAAUGUUGCACAGUAGUACAUUUAUUGUUUCCACUGCACUUUGACCUUAGUCUAGAGCAGUGGUUCUCAACCUUUAUAGUGCUGCGACCCCUUUAAUACAAUUCCCCAUGAUGUGGUGACCCCUUUAAUACAAUUCCCCACGAUGUGGCGACCCCAACCGUAAAAUUAUUUUCGUUUUGAAUUUAUCGUGCCUGAAGCUGUAUUGGCUAGCAAUCUGAACUGCUUGCGAUUGCCUUGAGGACGGAGGCAUUAAAGCGGAGAGUCCUCCCCUAUUAAGUUUAUCGCGCCUGAAGCUAGAUUAGGCUAGCGAUUGGGAGUGAUUGCAACUGGCUUGAGAGGGAGACAUCAGAGCAAAGAUUUCUCUCUUUUUUAAUUCAUUGCGCUUGAAGCCGAAUUCAGCUAGCGAUUUGAAGAGCCUGCAGCUGGCUUGUCAACCAUUGGAGCGCGAUUCUUCAACUCGCAAGUAUACUUCCCAUAUUUCCAAUGGUCUUAGGCGACCCCUGGCAAAUCAUCAUUCGACCCCCAACGGGGUCCCGACCCCAGGUUGAGAACCGCUGGUCUAGAGGCUACUCUGAUCUUACGUCCACCUCUAGUUCAGCUCAUUCUUUCUGUAUUGUAGAUAACAUUAAAACUUAUUAAAACAACUCAAGAAGCUUGGGAAAUUUUGAAAAGUGAGAUUAUAAAAGCACAGUCUAACACAAUACCAAUGAAGAAGAAAAAUAGUAGAUCUCAAAAGAAACCAGCAUGGAUGCAUAAAGAACUAUCUGACAAAUUGAAAGACAAAAAAGACAAAUAUAAAAAGUGGAAAGAGGGGCAAAUAACUAAGGCAGAAUAUCAGCAAAUAGCCCGAGCCUGUAAAGAUGAAGUGAGGAAAGCUAAGGCUCACAAUGAACAAAGGCUAGCGACAAAAGUAAAAAAUAACAAAAAAAGCUUCUUCCAACAUGUUAAAAACAAG